Molecule: messenger RNA, 1667 nt
Organism: Scatophagus argus
Lineage: Eukaryota; Metazoa; Chordata; Actinopteri; Scatophagidae
Product: T-cell surface glycoprotein CD3 zeta chain-like
Exons: 8
Coding region: 147-596 (149 amino acids)
Biological process (GO): cell surface receptor signaling pathway
Cellular component (GO): membrane
Molecular function (GO): transmembrane signaling receptor activity
Source: RefSeq, a predicted model, not a curated record
CACCUCGCACGGCAGCUCCCUGCCACUUCCUGUCACAGUUAGAGACAGCAGAGGAAGGCAGACGUUGGCCUCAGUCGUCUCUUGCUCGUCGCUGGUGGCUGAACCUGCUUUGGAAGGGAAACGUCUUUCGGGGAGAGCACUUUGAGAUGGAGCUCCAGACGAGGAUUUGCGGCCUGCUGGUCCUCGCCUCCCUGUUUUCCCCAGCAGAGGCAAUUGAGUUGUACAACCCUGCGCUGUGUUACAUCCUGGACGGCUUCCUCGGCCUGUACGGACUCUUCAUCACCGGCAUGUUCAUCAGGGAGAAGUUCUUCAGAAGCAAAGCGAAGGGGACGGAGGAAAUCUACACCGAGCUGCAGGGUCAGGACUCUGGAGCCUACGCCCCGCUGGUGAGAGGAGAUCCUGAGAGAGGAAGGAACCGCAGGGUGGUAGAUGAGGAAACCUACACGGACCUGAACAAACGUGGAGAUGGAGAAUAUAAGGAGCUUCCUGUUAAAAGGGAGCGUCAGAGGAAGAACGAGCAGGUUUACCAGGGUCUGAGCACGGCCACCAAAGACACGUACGACUCCCUCCACAUGAAGCCGCUCUCCGCUCGCUAACGGCGUCCACACGCGGCCAUCCUGAAACGUGUUCCCACUUCCUGUCCGCCUCCGCAGACAAACAAACAAACAAACAAACAUCUGUUGGGACUGAUGAUUUGGCUGGAGCUCCUGUUUCGUGGUAGGGAUGAUAGCAGGCUGACAGCCCGUCUUCUCUUCAGAGGAUUCGUCUUCAAAGGUCCUUGUAGUCCUGAACGUUUCCAGAAAUUUGUGUUCAUAAAGGUUGUAGUUUUUAUUGUAGUUUCCGAGCCGGAAGGCCCGUGUUUCAUUUAGCUCAUUUACGUUAGACAAUAAAACAGGUGUGAUGUUUUGCAGCUUUAAGAUCUUAUUGUAGAAUUUAAAAAACGUGAAGAGCAAGUUUUUCUUCCUUCUUUUAAAAGUUUUGUUUUCCUUUUUGCUCGUCAGUGGCUUCGUUUUGGCGCUGUUGCUUACAUGCUGUUCUAAUUUAACCACAGUCACUCUUGUGGUCGGUAGUUAUUUUCAAAGUGUUUACAUAUAAAUAGUCAGUCUUUUGUUUUGCUCUGAUAUCUUCCUGAGAAUUCCUGCCUGAAUAUUGUGCCCUUAUGAUGAUGAUGAUGUUUGCUCUGUAAAAGCUGUUCUGAUGUUACUUCUGAUUUUAAAAUGUACAUUAAUAAAAAUGUGACAGAUGCAAAUUAAAGCAGCCAAACGGUUCAAUUGCAGCUGCUGCCACCUGGUGGACAAACACAGAAAAACAUAUUUGAUCCCGGAACAGAUUUACUGCACAGCAGAUCAUUUUCAUCAUUGCACACAUCUUUUUUUAUAACGUUGUUUAAUAUGUUGUGUCCUCCAUAUUUUUAUCAAUUUCAACCUUUCAUUUUUCUGUGUAAAAUUUCAGGAAAUUUAAUAUUGUAAUUGAGGUGUUUUUAGAUUAUUUUUGUGUCCUGCUUUAAUAAGUUAAUUUGUGGACUGGAUAAUACAAAAAUUCUCAUGAAUCCGUUAAAUUUCAUCUUAAAAGACAAAUGAAUGUCAUUUUAAAGUAAUGUGAUGUUAAUUUGUCAAUUUGACCCAUCAAAAUGUCUGUAGAAAACCAUUAAAAUUCCUCACAAGUCA